This is a messenger RNA of Ruditapes philippinarum (Manila clam), 1062 nucleotides long. RefSeq names its product putative mediator of RNA polymerase II transcription subunit 26. The record is from RefSeq and is a predicted model, not a curated record. The transcript is spliced from 7 exons. The coding region runs from base 1 to 1062 and encodes 353 amino acids. Lineage: Eukaryota; Metazoa; Mollusca; Bivalvia; Venerida; Veneridae.
AUGCCAACACAUAUACCAAAGCAAUCAGCUAUGUAUCAAAAUCAGCAGAAUUUCUAUGCUCAGAAUCAAGAUUUAACAUUUUGGCAAAAUCAAGGCCAGAAUGUUUAUUUAGCACCUUAUCUUGGAAACCAAGGAUAUAUACUAUCACACCAAGCACAGAUGUAUUUGCCACAUCAACUAGUACAAUGUGUACCUGGUAGUCUGGGUGUAUCACAAAUUGCAAAUGUUCAUGGACAAGGACAAACCGUACAGUUUAAUCAAGAUCAACAUUUACCAGGUCAGUCACAGCAAGCUUUUCGGCAAUAUCCACAUUUUCAGGGUCAAAUAGGUCAACAAAGGCAAUUAAUGAAUCAGGUACCAGCUGUUUUCCAAGAUCAGGCAACUCUGACAAAACAGUAUGGACAACAAGGGCAUAUUAACAAUCUUUCUCAAUAUGACCAAGGAACCAGUCAGAAUGGUCAGCCUGUCUCCUUGCCACAAGAACAGCAGCAUCUGCAACAAGGGCUCGCUUUACAGCCACAAGUUUUCAAACCACCUACUCCAUCAAGUUUAAGCAGCCAACAGCCCCAGCAAAAUUUUAUUUCAUCAACUCAUGGUCAAGAUCAAAUCUUCAAAUCUGCCCUUCAACAACAACCAGUCACACAAGCGUACCAGGGAGAAAACAGAUUUUCUGAAAACUACCAAGAAGAACAGCAAAGACCAAAAAGCCCAAUCAUUUCAAGUUUUCCACAACCAGACAUUUCAAAAAAUCAAGCUACAGCAGAUUGUUACCCUGUUGAGGAGAUUGAUGUGAAGGAACAGGAAAAACUACUAGACCAAAUUAUCAGUGAGGACAGUGUGAAAUCUAGUGGAACGGCUGCAAGGCAAUCACCCCCAAAGGUAGCUCCAAUGCCACCUAGACCAAAUGACAAUGAAUAUACAAGCUCAGGAGAAGAGCAAGAAGUUGUGGAGAAAGAUAAGGAAGAGACGUUGAUUAACGAGGUUUUUGCAUUGAGGGACAGUGAGGACGGUGUGAAUACUAGCCAAUUUUCUUUAAAGGCAAGAGACUUUACAACAAUUUGA